Messenger RNA from Macaca mulatta (Rhesus monkey), 8396 nucleotides. Its product is annotated as supervillin. Gene Ontology annotation, biological process: cytoskeleton organization; actin polymerization or depolymerization; actin filament severing. Lineage: Eukaryota; Metazoa; Chordata; Mammalia; Primates; Cercopithecidae. The record is from RefSeq and is a predicted model, not a curated record. Gene Ontology annotation, molecular function: actin filament binding; phosphatidylinositol-4,5-bisphosphate binding. Gene Ontology annotation, cellular component: cytoplasm; actin cytoskeleton.
GGCCCGUCCCAUGUGAAGUUGCUUCACUGCUCUGACUGCGUCCUCCCCAGGCUGAAGUGUCCUCAGGUUUCACGUGGAUUUGCCCAGUAAUGGAUGGCUUCACCGAGUCCAGGUUGGGGAAGUUCAGCCUCGAGGACACUAGGGGACGAAAAACUUCAAAAAGAAGACUCUUUUUAUUAAUAUUUUGGCGUUCUUUUUGGAGAGGAACUUUUGGGAUGUAGCCUUUACCUGUUUCCUAAAUUUGACAUCCAGAAAGCCUUUUGGAAAACACCAUUCUAAAUUUAUCCUGUUCUGAAUCAUCAUUGCUUCUGAUAGAUGCAGUUGCUUGUUGACAUCGUGAUCUUUGAUUUUGUACAACGCUAUUCGGGCUAACGUUUGGGAUUUUACUUUGUGCUUAGAAUUUGAAAGUAGUAUUCAUUGGAAAGAGACUCCAAGAAAAUACUCGAAGACACCCAAAGCUGGAUUCGAGGAUAUAACGUGUUUUGUUUUGUUUUUUAAAUUAGAAAAAUAAGGAAUUGCAGUGUGAUUUUCUUUCCUCCUUUAACUUAGAGGAACGAGGAUUAUACAGAAAUUUGAAACUUCAACAAGAAAAACUUAAGCUUCGUUGGAUUCCCACGUCAAAGGAAAGUUUCAAGCUUUCAGAAGGAGUUCUCACUCGAAGAUAAAGAACAGCUCGCUAACCACAAAAGAGGAACUGAUGCUAAGCUUUUAGUUGCACUUCCUAAAGUUGCAGAAUUAAGACAAAUCUUUGAACCAAAGAAAAAAGAAUUCUUAGAAAUGAAAAGAAAAGAAAGAAUUGCCAGGCGCCUGGAAGGGAUUGAAAAUGACACCCAGCCCAUCCUCCUGCAGAGCUGCACAGGGUUGGUGACUCACCGCCUGCUGGAGGAAGACACCCCUCGAUACAUGCGAGCCAGCGACCCUGCCAGCCCCCACAUCGGCCGAUCAAAUGAAGAGGAGGAAACUUCUGAUUCUUCUCUAGAAAAGCAAACUCGAUCCAAAUACUGCACAGAAACCUCUGGCGUCCACGGUGACUCACCCUACGGUUCAGGUACCAUGGACACCCACAGUCUGGAGUCCAAAGCCGAAAGAAUUGCAAGGUACAAAGCAGAAAGAAGGCGACAGCUGGCAGAGAAAUACGGGCUGACCCUGGAUCCUGAGGCCGACUCUGAGUAUUUAUCCCGCUAUACCAAGUCCAGGAAGGAGCCUGAUGCUGUCGAAAAACGAGGAGGAAAAAGUGACAAACAGGAAGAGUCAAGCAGAGAUGCGAGUUCUCCGUACCCCAAGGACUAUGCCCUCCGUGGGGGUGAUGGUGCUUCCGACACGGAGGUGCUGCUGAACGUAGAAAACCAAAGACGAGGUCAAGAGCUGAGUGCCACCCGGCAGGCCCAUGACCUGUCCCCAGCAGCAGAGAGUUCCUCAACCUUCUCUUUGUCUGGGCGAGACUCCUCCUUCACCGAAGUGCCACGGUCCCCAAAGCACAUGCACAGCUCCUCCCUGCAGCAGGCGGCCUCCCGCAGCCCCUCCUUCGGUGACCCACAGCUGUCCCCUGAGGCCCGACCCAGUACAGGGAAACCCAAACAUGAGUGGUUUCUCCAGAAAGAUUCCGAAGGGGACACACCUUCACUUAUCAACUGGCCGUCCAGAGUUAAAGUUAGAGAAAAAUUGGUGAAAGAGGAAAGUGCUCGAAACAGCCCUGAACUCGCCUCAGAGUCCAUAACUCAGAGGAGACACCAGCCAGCGCCAGUCCAUUACCUGUCAUUUCAGUCCGAGCACUCGGCCUUUGAUAGGGUCCCCAGCAAGGCAGCAGGCUCUGCACGACGGCCAAUCCGUGGCUAUGUCCAACCCGCGGAUACCGGUCACACCGCCAAGCUGGUGACGCCAGAAACCCCAGAAAAUGUAUCUGAGUGUAGCUGGGUAGCAUCAGCCACCCAGAAUGUCCCCAAACCUCCUCCCUUGAAGGUUCUAGAAGGUGAUGGAAGGGAUAGCCCAGUUCUCCAUAUCUGCGAGUCAAAAGCAGAAGAAGAAGGAGGAGGAGAAGAAAAAGAAGAAGAAGAUGUGCUCUUCACUGAAGCUCUCGAGCAAAGCAAGAAAACCUUACUGGCUUUGGAGGGUGACGGGCUUGUGAGAAGCCCAGAAGAUCCCUCUAGAAACGAGGACUUUGGUAAGCCUGCUGUGAGCACAGUCACCUCAGAGCAUCAGAAAGAACCGGAAAGCAUGGCGCACCCCCCUCAAGCUCAGCACCAGCCCACUGAGAGGACAGGCAGGAGCGAGAUGGUUCUCUACAUUCAAAGUGAGCCUGUGUCCCAAGACGCCAAACCAACUGGUCACAACAAGGAAGCCUCGAAAAAGCGCAAGGUCCGUACCCGCUCUCUGUCAGAUUUCACAGGCCCCCCUCAACUCCAGGCCUUGAAGUAUACGGACCCAGCUUCCAGGAGAGAGCUGGAGCUGCCCAGCUCCAAGACUGAAGGGCCCUAUGGGGAGCUCAGCAUGCUGGACACAAAGGUCUCUGUCGCCCAGCUCCGAAGUGCGUUCCUGGCAUCUGCCAACGCCUGCAGGAGACCUGAACUCAAAUCACGGGUGGAGAGGUCGGCCGAAGGACCUGGCUUGCCCACCAGUGUGGAACGGGAGAGAGGGUCCCGGAAACCAAGACGCUAUUUUUCUCCUGGUGAAAGUAGAAAAACUUCCGAGAGAUUUAGAACCCAACCUGUAACUUCAGCAGAACGAAAGGAAUCAGAUAGGUGCACUUCACAUUCAGAAAUGCCAGCUAUCGAUGAUGAAGAAAAGGUGGAUGAACGAGCCAAGCUAAGUGUUGCCGCCAAGAGGUUGCUUUUCAGGGAGAUGGAAAAAUCUUUUGAUGAACAAAAUGUUCCAAAACGACGCUCAAGAAAUGCGGCUGUGGAGCAGAGGCUACGCCGUCUACAGGACAGGUCCCUCACCCAGCCCAUCACCACCGAGGAGGUGGUCAUCGCAGCCACUGAACCUAUCCCUGCUUCGUGUUCUGGGGGCACCCACCCUGUAAUGGCGAGACUUCCUAGCCCCACUGUAGCUAGGAGUGCUGUGCAGCCUGCCAGAUUACAGGCCUCUGCUCACCAAAAGGCUUUAGCCAAGGACCAGACAAAUGAGGGCAAAGAGCUUGCUGAGCAAGGAGAACCUGAUUCCUCCACUCUAAGCUUAGCCGAAAAGUUGGCCUUGUUUAACAAAUUAUCCCAGCCAGUCUCAAAAGCGAUUUCUACCCGGAACAGAAUAGACAUGAGACAGAGGAGAAUGAACGCUCGCUAUCAAACUCAGCCAGUCACGCUGGGAGAGGUGGAGCAGGUGCAGAGUGGAAAGCUCAUUCCUUUCUCACCUGCCGUGAACACAUCGGUGUCUACCGUAGCAUCCACGGUCGCUCCAAUGUAUGCCGGGGAUCUUCGCACGAAGCCACCUCCUGACGACAAUGCAAGUGCCACUGACUAUAAGUUUUCUUCUUCAAUAGAAAAUUCGGACUCUCCAGUUAGAAGCAUUCUGAAAUCGCAAGCUUGGCAGCCCUUGGUAGAGAGUAGCGGGAACAAGGGAAUGUUGAGAGAAUAUGGAGAGACAGAAAGCAAGAGAGCUUGGACAAGUCGAGACAGUGGGAUGGAGAAGUAUGGGUCCUUUGAGGAAGCAGAAGUGUCGUACCCCAUCCUGAACAGAGCCAGGGAAGGAGACAGCCAUAAGGAACCUAAAUAUGCCGUUCCCAGAAAAGGAAGCCUGGAACGAGCGAAUCCUCCCAUCACCCACCUUGGGGAUGAACCGAAGGAAUUUUCCAUGGCUAAAACCAAUGCACAAGGAAACUUGGACUUGGGCGACAGGCUGCCCUUUGAAGAGAAGGUGGAGGUGGAGAAUGUUAUGAAAAGGAAGUUUUCACUAAGAGCGGCAGAGUUCGGGGAGCCCACUUCCGAGCAGACGGGGACAGCUGCUGGGAAAACUGUUGCUCAAACCGCAGCCCCGGUGUCCUGGAAGCCCCAGGAUUCUUCGGAACAGCCACAGGAGAAGCUCUGCAAGAAUCCAUGUGCGAUGUUUGCUGCUGGAGAGAUCAAAACGCCGACAGGGGAGGGCCUUCUUGACUCACCCAGCAAAACCAUGUCUAUUAAAGAAAGAUUGGCACUGUUGAAGAAAAGUGGAGAGGAAGAUUGGAGAAACAGACUCAGCAGGAGGCAGGAGGGCGGCAAGGCUCCGGCCAGCAGCCUGCACACCCAGGAAGCAGGGCGGUCCCUCAUCAAGAAGGAAGAAGGAGGAGUUGCGGAUGAUAUUGCCAUUUCUAAUCUGCUUUGGGAACCUGUAUAUGCUUCUACUUAUUCUCCUGCUAUUCCUGCUGCCCAUAAAUACCUGUCUUUUGUGUCGAUUAAUCAGCGGGUCACAGAAAGUCGAGAGAGCCAGAUGACGAUUGAGGAAAGGAAGCAGCUCAUCACUGUGAGAGAGGAGGCCUGGAAGACGAGAGGCAGAGGAGCGGCCAACGACUCCACCCAGUUCACUGUGGCUGGCAGGAUGCUGAAGAAAGGUUUGGCGUCACCCACUGCCAUAACCCCAGUAGCCUCACCCAUUUGCAGUAAAACAAGAGGCACCACACCCGUUUCCAAACCCCUGGAAGAUAUCGAAGCCAGACCAGAUAUGCAGUUGGAAUCGGACCUGAAGUUGGACAGGCUGGAAACCUUUCUGAGAAGGCUGAAUAACAAAGUUGGCGGGAUGCAGGAAACGGUGCUCACUGUCACCGGCAAAUCUGUGAAGGAGGUGAUGAAGCCAGAUGAUGAUGAAACCUUUGCCAAAUUUUACCACAGCGUGGAUUAUAAUAUGCCCAGAAGUCCUGUGGAGCUGGACGAGGACUUCGAUGUCAUUUUCGAUCCUUAUGCACCCAAAUUGACGUCUUCUGUGGCCGAGCACAAGCGCGCAGUUAGGCCAAAGCGCCGGGUUCAGGCCUCCAAAAAUCCCCUGAAAAUGCUGGCGGCAAGAGAAGAUCUCCUUCAGGAAUACACCGAGCAGAGAUUAAACGUCGCCUUCAUGGAGUCAAAGCGGAUUAAAGUAGAAAAGAUGUCUUCCAACUCCAACUUCUCGGAAGUCACCCUGGCGGGUUUAGCCAGUAAAGAAAACUUCAGCAACGUCAGCCUGCGGAGCGUCAACCUGACGGAACAGAACUCCAACAACAGCGCUGUGCCCUACAAGAGGCUGAUGCUGUUGCAGAUUAAAGGAAGAAGACACGUGCAGACCAGGCUGGUGGAACCGCGAGCUUCGGCACUCAACAGUGGGGACUGCUUCCUCCUGCUCUCUCCCCACUGCUGCUUCCUGUGGGUAGGAGAGUUUGCAAACGUCAUAGAAAAGGCAAAGGCCUCAGAACUUGCAACUUUAAUUCAGACAAAGAGGGAACUUGGUUGUAGAGCUACUUAUAUUCAAACCAUCGAAGAAGGAAUUAAUACACACACUCAUGCAGCCAAAGACUUCUGGAAGCUUCUGGGUGGCCAAACCAGUUACCAAUCUGCUGGAGACCCAAAAGAAGAUGAACUCUAUGAAGCAGCCAUAAUAGAAACUAACUGCAUUUACCGUCUCAUGGAUGACAAACUUGUUCCUGAUGAUGACUACUGGGGGAAAAUUCCAAAGUGCUCCCUUCUGCAACCCAAAGAGGUACUGGUGUUUGAUUUUGGUAGUGAAGUUUACGUAUGGCAUGGGAAAGAAGUCACAUUAGCACAACGAAAAAUAGCAUUUCAGCUGGCAAAGCACUUAUGGAAUGGAACCUUUGACUAUGAGAACUGUGACAUCAAUCCCCUGGAUCCUGGAGAAUGCAAUCCGCUUAUCCCCAGAAAAGGACAGGGGCGGCCCGACUGGGCGAUAUUUGGGAGACUUACUGAACACAAUGAAACAAUUUUGUUCAAAGAGAAGUUUCUGGAUUGGACGGAACUGAAGAGACCGAAUGAGAAGAACCCCGGGGAACUUGCCCAGCACAAGGAAGACCCCAGGGCUGAUGUCAAGCCGUACGAUGUGACACGGAUGGUGUCCAUGCCCCAGACGACAGCAGGCACCAUCCUGGACGGGGUGAACGUCGGCCGUGGCUAUGGCCUGGUGGAAGGACAUGACAGGAGGCAGUUUGAGAUCACCAGUGUCUCCGUGGAUGUCUGGCACAUCCUAGAAUUCGACUAUAGCAGGCUCCCCAAACAGAGUAUUGGGCAGUUCCACGAGGGGGAUGCCUAUGUGGUCAAGUGGAAGUUCAUGGUGAGCACGGCAGUGGGAAGUCGCCAGAAGGGAGAGCACUCGGUGAGGGCGGCUGGCAAAGAGAAGUGCGUCUACUUCUUCUGGCAAGGCCGGCACUCCACAGUGAGUGAGAAGGGUACGUCGGCGCUGAUGACGGUGGAGCUGGACGAGGAAAGGGGGGCCCAGGUCCAAGUUCUCCAGGGAAAGGAGCCCCCCUGUUUCCUGCAGUGUUUCCAGGGGGGGAUGGUGGUGCACUCCGGGAGGCGGGAAGAGGAAGAAGAAAAUGUGCAAAGUGAGUGGCGGCUGUACUGCGUGCGCGGAGAGGUGCCCGUGGAAGGGAAUUUGCUGGAAGUGGCCUGUCACUGUAGCAGCCUGAGGUCCAGGACUUCCAUGGUGGUGCUCAACGUCAACAAGGCCCUCAUCUACCUGUGGCACGGAUGCAAAGCCCAGGCUCACACGAAGGAGGUCGGAAGGACCGCCGCGAACAAGAUCAAGGAACAAUGCCCUCUGGAAGCAGGACUGCAUAGUAGCAGCAAAGUCACAAUACACGAGUGUGAUGAAGGCUCCGAGCCACUCGGAUUCUGGGACGCCUUGGGAAGGAGAGACAGGAAAGCCUAUGAUUGCAUGCUUCAAGAUCCUGGAAGUUUUAACUUCGCACCCCGCCUGUUCAUCCUCAGCAGCUCCUCUGGGGAUUUCGCGGCCACGGAGUUUGUGUACCCUGCCCGAGCCCCGUCUGUGAUCAGUUCCAUGCCCUUCCUGCAGGAAGAUCUGUACAGUGCGCCCCAGCCAGCACUUUUCCUUGUUGACAAUCACCACGAGGUGUACCUCUGGCAAGGCUGGUGGCCCAUUGAGAACAAGAUCACUGGUUCUGCCCGCAUCCGCUGGGCCUCCGACCGGAAGAGCGCGAUGGAGACCGUGCUCCAGUACUGCAAAGGGAAAAAUCUCAAGAAACCACCCCCCAAGUCUUACCUUAUCCAUGCUGGCCUGGAGCCCCUGACAUUCACGAAUAUGUUUCCCAGCUGGGAGCACAGAGAGGACAUUGCUGAGAUCACAGAGAUGGACACAGAAGUUUCCAAUCAGAUCACCCUCGUGGAAGACGUCUUAGCCAAGCUCUGUAAAACCAUUUACCCGCUGGCCGACCUCCUGGCCAGGCCACUCCCGGAGGGGGUUGAUCCUCUGAAGCUUGAGAUCUAUCUCACCGAUGAAGACUUCGAGUUUGCACUAGACAUGACACGGGACGAAUACAACACCCUACCCGCCUGGAAGCAGGUGAACCUGAAGAAAGCAAAAGGCCUGUUCUGAGUGGGGAGAUGCCAGAGGAACCUCGGAGUCACGUCCAGUACCAUCGCACCAGGGAAAUGGAUAUAUAUUUUUGGACUGGUGUUUUCCACAAAGUAUUUUUCAAUUAGAGUUUUCAGAACCCAACAUUGUUAAAGAUACUACUUGUCCGGGAGUUGUGUAUUUUGUAAAUGCUCAAGAGAACUGUUUGGAAACUUCUUUCCACCAUUCAGCGGGUUAUCAGAAUUAAUAAAAGUAUCUAUUAUGUGCACUUAAGCCGCAGCUGCUAUAGAUAGCACUGCCUUCUUGUUCCAGCUAGGCAAUGCCUCUUUUUUUUUUUUUGAAGCAGUUCUCUUUAUAAAGUGUUAUUUUGAUAGUUUGUGGAUUCUAAAAUAUAUAUAUAUAUUUAUAUAAACACCAUAUAAGUCAAAUAUGUAUUUAACAAAGCAAUAUGUAUUCAUUCACUUUCAAGAUUUGUUUUGGUGUCAAAAUAAUAUGAAAAGGUAGAUGGAGUUGCUUCUGUUGAAUUAGCUCUGCCACCAAUACGUAUCUUCAUACACGUUUGGAAACGUUUCCUGCAGCAUUAGGUAUGACUUGUUCUGAGUACUGCUUCCGGUGCUAAAAUGAACAAAGAAUUUGUACUUAAUGGCAUGGACUCUGGAGAAUCUAUGCGAAUCAGCCUUUCUACCUUAAUAUCUCCCCCAAAAUGUAUAGUGCCUUGUUUUUAUGUACAGUUUCUAUACAGAACAGUUUGCUCUGCGUCUUUGAUGAUGGUUUGGAACAUUACCUACGAUUUUACUCUCAAAUAGUCAAAAUAAAAACAUCUCAAUUUCUAAUACCUCUUGUAAACAGUACACAUGUCAUUUUGUGAUACAGGACUCCCAAAUAAAAGCAUCAGAAUAAACACAACAAUGAACUGA